This is a messenger RNA of Cercopithifilaria johnstoni, 249 nucleotides long. The record is from the annotation of a GenBank genome assembly. NCBI's taxonomy places the organism in Eukaryota, Metazoa, Nematoda, Chromadorea, Rhabditida, Onchocercidae.
AUGUUUGGUAUGACGAAAGUCGUACACCUAAAGUCAUGUCUUGAUGCCCGUAAUACCAAAUUUCUGCAAACGAGAAAAUGUAACCGUACAACAAUGAGUCCGAGUUAUUACCUCGUGCGUUUGUUUUGGCGUUACAUUUCUCCUUUGCUGUUGUUCACUGCACGAGCGCUGUUGCGUGGGCGCGUCACUUGUACACGCGUUGCGUUACGCCGCUAUUGGUUUCGAUGGAAAUCAAAAUGCGAGGCAUAA